GUGAAUUCAUUCUCAUUUCUUCACUUACCUCACCCAUUGACUGGGCAUAGACCACGCUACUCUGGUUCAUAACACUGUUUGGGCAGGGACCACAGUUCAGAAAAGUAUUCACUGCGGGGGAGGCGUCAUUCUGAUUGCAGGGCGUGUUGCCAAGAGAUCAGCACAAUUCUUAUCCUCUCCACUUCUUUUGCCAGACCACAACUACAACUACUUACUAUCUAGCUCAACCGUCCACCAUCUGCUGAACCCAUUCUUUGAUUCUUUAAUUUCAGCGUACCUGAACUAUCCUUGUUGUUGCUGCUUCUCUUGCUACCCCUAUUUGCUUUUCAAAACCCAGUCAUAGAUUGUCUGCUGCUAAAAUCUGGUCGCCUUCGGGUCGGUUGUGGAUUCGACCGGCUUUGCCCGCGCCUUUGCCAUCUCGGCUCUGCCAGCAACUAUGGCUUCAGCCAGCCACGAUGAGGAGAUUCAGGAAGUCCUGGAGGACAUCGAGCUUCAGCAAGUCAUCUUGCAAAGCUUAGACGAAGAACGUCCGGAUGCCCAGGAAGACAGACAGGAGAUCCUGGAUGCCAUCGAGGACCUACAGACGCGACUGGCGGUGCUACGCCGGCAGCCCAUCGGCGGCACGACCGAUGCAUCUCCGUCCCAUUCGUCGAGGUCAUCAGUCUCCCGUCUUGACAGUGUCCCUACUUUCCCCCUGGUCAAUCCCACUGCUCCCUCGCGUAAUGUUGAGUCAUCUUCCCGUUCUCUUAACGUUUCUUCUCCCAAUUGGUCUAGUCGCAAACGUCAGUUGUCCACGUCUUCAGUCGAGAAUGAGGACGAUGACUCCGAUGAUCUCGAAGCACCAAUCAGGCGAGAGAAACGAGCUCGUCAUCGUUUGGGUCUUGGUUCUAUCUCAGCUCGUCGUUCGUCCGAAGACGAAUCAGAGGCAGAAGUUGACGAUGGUAAUGACGAGCUGCGCAGGAUGCUAGGCCUCGACAGCUUUCGUGCAAUGCAGGAAGAGAACAGGCGCGCAGAGCAAUGGCUUAAAGAGCAGAAGGAGCAGGAACGUCGCGAUGCAGAAUUCGCACGUCAGCUUUCGAUGCAGAACGACAGUAAUGCGCCGCAGUCACCGUCGACCCCGUCGACUCGGAGCAAUUCGCCUCCUUCUCUUCCCCAGUUCUCUUUCGCAGCACCAGGCACGUUCCCUAUGGGACCUCAACCGCCUGCUCGCCAGCCACCUGCUGCUGCUGCUGCUGCUCCUGCUCACUGGGAUGGCUACAGAGACUCGGGAAUUGUUACAUUGCCGGACAGUGAUGAUAGCGAUGUUGCAGAAAUCGAUCGCCAGGAUUUCAGACCCAAUGUUCUCCGUCCCCCAGUCUCACCAAGAAAGGGUUCCUCGGCCCUUUAUAUCUCUUCCCAACACAGUGGAUAUGCAGCCGGCUCAAGUCGAAUGGCCCAGCGUGGAUCUCUUCAAUUUGGGCCGAGAGUUCUGCAAAGUACCAUGGCCCGAUUAGGCUCUGGGAUGCUCGAUAGUAUGUCAAACACCAUAUCCCAAGCAAACAGAAUCAUUCUCGGUUCGUCGGGCUUUUCGUACCUGGGUCCCGGCGGCUACGAUUCGGCUUUAGAUUACAUGAACGAUAUGUACGGAUAUGGAGAGGAUCCAAAACAGACGAAAGAGGAAAUCAUGAAACUGCUAGAGUCUAUCCGGCCUGAUUCCGAAAUAUCCAAAGAGAAUCGCGAGGGAACUCCCGACGCGCUCAAGUUUACACUUUUGGAACACCAGAAACUCGGAUUAUCUUGGAUGAAGUCAAUGGAGGAGGGGAAAAAUAAAGGUGGAAUCCUUGCCGAUGAUAUGGGUCUUGGAAAGACCGUCCAAGCUAUCGCUUUAAUGGUGUCACGACCUUCUACUGACCCCGAGCGAAAGCCAACCCUGGUCAUUGCUCCCGUUGCAUUGAUCCAGCAGUGGAAAAGAGAGAUACAGAGGAUCCUUAGGCCUGGCAAGCAUCAACUUUCAAUCUUCGUGUUGCACGGCGAUAAGCGGGCCACAAGCUUCAGAGACUUGAAGGAUUACGACGUAGUUCUCACCACGUUCGGCACUUUGGCUGCUGAAUUCAAGAAACGAGAGAAAGCUGAUGAGGUCAACAAACGAGAACCGGACCUAGGCAUGGCUCUCUUGAAGAAGCUACCUUGUCUUAGUCCAGCCUCCAAAUGGCAUCGCGUCAUUAUUGACGAAGCACAAUGCAUCAAAAACCGGAAAACGAAGUCGGCCAUUGCGUGCUGCAACCUCAAUACCACUUAUCGGUGGUGUAUGACGGGCACCCCAAUGAUGAAUUCAGUCGAUGAACUGCAUUCGCUUUUGAAGUUUCUGCGGAUUCCCCCUUACUGUAACCAUGACAAUUUCCAGCGUACCUUCACAAUUCCUUUAAAGGGUGGUCCCUCUUCGCGCGAGAAGACAAUGCAGGCACUACAGGUUCUGUUGAAAGCAGUCCUACUACGGCGUACCAAGACCUCUAAAAUCGACGGCAAGCCGAUCCUCCAGCUUCCGCCGAAGGUUUCCGAAAGAGUGCAUGCUGUCUUUAGUGAGGAAGAGCAGGAAUUUUACAAUGCUCUUGAAACCCGCACUCAGCUGCAGGUUAACAGAUACAUCGAGGAGGGAACCAUGGGACGCAAUUACUCCAGCAUCCUUGUGUUGCUCCUCCGACUUCGCCAGGCGUGCUGUCAUCCGCAUCUAAUCAAGGAUUUCAGUAUUGAGUCUCCCGUGACCUCAGACGAGCUGGAUCUUGUGGCCAAUGCUAAAGCUCUUAGUGAGGAUGUUGUCGCUCGUCUGAAAAACAAUGAAGACCUCGAAUGUCCCAUUUGUAUCGAUGCCGUCGAGAACCCUGUGAUCUUCUUUCCUUGCGGCCAUGGCACGUGUGCGGAAUGUUUCUCGAGGAUUUCAGACCCUGCACUUGCGGUCAGAAACGGUGUCGAUGGCACACUUGAGAUCAAAUGUCCUAAUUGUCGCGGCCGAGUUGAUCCCAAGAAGAUCACCGACCACAUCUCGUUCAAGAAGGUGCAUUGCCCUGACUCGACCGAGGCAGAGGAAGAAGCUGCUGCGCCAACGGAAGAAGCGCCGGCAGAAGGGGACGACAGUGACGACGACAGUGAUGAUGACAGCUUGUCUCGGUUCAUCGCCGAUGACGAUGGGGAUGAUGACAGCGGGUCCAGGAAAUGGAAAUCCAAAGGGAAAAAGCCGGAGAAGACCAAGAAAACACUUGCAGAGCUUCGCAAGGAUGCUCAGAAGAACCAGAAGGCAAAACGCAAGUAUCUGCGCCGCCUUGAGAAGACUUGGAUACCGAGCGCGAAAAUUGAGAAGACGAUGGAAAUUCUCAGGGGCAUCAGCAGCAACGACAACGAAGAAAAGACCAUUAUCUUCAGCCAGUUCACAUCCCUGCUCGACCUGCUUGAGAUCCCCAUCGCGCGCGAGGGCUGGGACUAUCGGCGUUACGACGGCAGUAUGAAGCCGGCGGAAAGAAAUGCCUCUGUGCUCGAAUUUACCGACAACCCCGACUGCAAGGUCAUGCUGGUCUCCUUGAAGGCCGGCAACUCCGGCUUGAACCUUGUCGCGGCCUCCCAAGUGAUUAUCUUCGAUCCCUUCUGGAAUCCUUAUGUCGAGGAGCAGGCUGUUGACCGUGCUCAUCGGAUUGGGCAGAUGCGCCCGGUACAGGUCCACCGCAUCGUUGUGGCGGGCACCGUUGAGGAUCGCAUUCUUGAGCUGCAGGACCAGAAGCGGGAGCUUGUCGAGGGAGCCUUGGACGAGAAGGCCUCGAAGAAUAUUUCCCGGUUGGAUGCCCGACAAAUGCGCCAUCUAUUUAAUAUCCACUAGAGCGGCGAAGCAGUCUUGAGAUGUGAUUCUGACUGCAGGUGUCAGCAGUUCAUUCGGCGCAAUCGUACCAGUACCAUCACGAUACCCUUAUCUUCCUCCAGCCGUGUUGUUUUCCGUGUUUCAAUGUUUUCUAAUUGGGCGUCUCAUUUUCUAACGACAUGAUUCCAUAUACCCGGGUUGGAAAGGAUGAAUUUAGAACGUCUACGUUGAGUUUCGUGCUCUAGAUGAUGAAGGCCGGUUCAUCAGGAACGUACCUACCAUAGAGCCAUAGGCAACUAAUGCACGCGCG
Messenger RNA from Aspergillus homomorphus CBS 101889, 4133 nucleotides. RefSeq names its product DEAD/DEAH box helicase. The transcript is spliced from 4 exons. Gene Ontology annotation, cellular component: cytoplasm. The record is from RefSeq and is a predicted model, not a curated record. Bases 437 to 3844 code for a protein of 1135 amino acids. Lineage: Eukaryota; Fungi; Ascomycota; Eurotiomycetes; Eurotiales; Aspergillaceae. Gene Ontology annotation, molecular function: ATP binding; ATP-dependent chromatin remodeler activity.